AUGGCCGGAAGUUCCCAGAAGGACAGAAAGAAAGUGGACGUAUCCAUUCAGCACGAAUGUCCACUGAAUCUUCUUCCUCGCGAAAUAUGGUCGAUGAUUGCCACGAUGGUUGCAUCGAAUUUGAUUGAGGAUCUGUUCAAUAUGCAGAUGACGUGUAAGGUGUUCUUGGGUGCGGCGAGUUCAGACGCUGUAUACAAGCAUGCGACGAUGUCGUAUAAACCGUUAGUGCACUUUUUAGUUUACCUCGACCGCCCUGAAAGGAGAUUCCUUGAUCGCUGCGUGGAAGUAGGAAAUGUGGAUGCCAUACUCCGGCAGGGGUUCAUGGAGUAUUUCCGGUUUGGCCGCUGUGACAAAGGGAUGGAACUGUUUGCUAGGGCUUCAACGGAGGGUAGCGUCGAAGCAUGUUACCUGUGUGCCACAUUGCUACUGUGUGAUCACGAAGACGAAGAAGAAGUGCAAACGGGUGUUCAAAUGAUGGAGGUUAUCCGUAUUUCUGGGCAGCUCGAGAGCUGCAGCAAGUUCUUUAGGGACAUUUUCAACGAUUUCAUGGUGUUCUUCAAAAUGUUUGCAUCUGAAUGAACAUGACUAUUUACCACUCUUGU
Messenger RNA from Arachis ipaensis, 602 nucleotides. Its product is annotated as F-box protein At2g35280-like. Gene Ontology annotation, molecular function: protein binding. NCBI's taxonomy places the organism in Eukaryota, Viridiplantae, Streptophyta, Magnoliopsida, Fabales, Fabaceae. The record is from RefSeq and is a predicted model, not a curated record.